AGUUUGUUCCAUUAUUUCCGAUUACAGUAUUAUUUUUGUUUGCAGGGAUAAACAUUCAGCUCCCAGAUAAACAAUCCUGUAUAUACUCUCGGACGCCCACCUUUAAAACCCCCACCCACCCAUCCAUCCAUAAUUGCAUUCACAGGCUAGCGCACACAACAGUGAGACUACAACCCACAGCACUCACCACCGUGGUCGCCAUCCGCUGCGCGUCUCGGGCUCCCAGCGUGCGUGUCUGAUCUCUGAUCUGAUGGCGGCACAAGCAGAGGAUUCCUCCGGCGGCGACAAGUACCGGUCUCACCUGGCCGGCGAGGGCGAGAAGAACACCGUGUGGCGGCACGGCGCGCCGCCCACGUACGACGCCGUGAACAGCCUCUUCGAGGCCGGGAGGACCCAGGAGUGGCCGGAGGGGUCGCUGGAGGAGACGGUGCAGAACGCGAUCAAGACGUGGGAGAUGGAGCUGUCGCACAAGGCCCGCAUCGAGGACUUCAAGUCGGUGAGCCCCGGCCGGUUCACCCUGUCGGUGAACGGCGGGCGGGCGCUGACGGGGGAGGAGACGCUGGCCAUGGGCAGCUACAACGCGCUGCUCGCGAGCCCGAUCCUGCGGGGCGCCGGCGCGUACGACGCCGCCGCCGAGACGUUCGAGUCCUCGCACGACCUCUUCCGAUCCGCCUUCCCGCGCGGGUUCGCGUGGGAGGUGGUCAAGGUCUACUCCGGCCCGCCGGUGAUCGCCUUCAAGUUCCGGCACUGGGGCCACAUGGAGGGGGCCUACAAGGGACACGCACCCACCGGCGACAAGGUCGAGUUCUACGGCGUCGCCGUGCUCAAGGUGGACGAGCAGCUGCGGGCGGAGGACGUGGAGGUGUUCUACGACCCAGGGGAGCUCCUCGCGGGGCUUAUCAAGGGUCCCAAGGAGGGGGACGAGGAGGCGGCGCUCGCCGGGAGGCUCCGCGAGGCGGCUACGGUGUCGGCAUCAGGUGCCGACGCGCAGCCGCAGGCCUGCCCCUUCCUUGGUUCGGGAAAGCAGGGGUGAUCGAGUGGCCUCGUGAAAUAAAACGUGUCGUGUCUCCAGUCUUCAGGGUGUUGCUGUUGCAUCACUGUUUCGCAAUCAGAGAGAUCUUUAUCGUCAGCUUUGGAGACCAGCUGAAAGCUCAGUUCAACUUGUGAUUUAUACUGUUGAAGUGCUCGUUGUUUGGUUGGAAGGUGUUGGGUCCAGGGUCGGGAGUCGAUCGGGAUCAGUGAGAGCAGCUUGGUGAAAAGAUGGUUUCUGACGUGCUUCCCCAAAUGAUUGAUUUCUGCUUGAAUUGAAUUGUUUCUUGCAAAAAUGAAAUGUUGUUCCAUAUUUCCUUUUA
Hordeum vulgare subsp. vulgare (domesticated barley) is the source of this 1352-nucleotide messenger RNA. Its product is annotated as pathogen-related protein. The record is from RefSeq and is a predicted model, not a curated record. The transcript has 2 exons. NCBI's taxonomy places the organism in Eukaryota, Viridiplantae, Streptophyta, Magnoliopsida, Poales, Poaceae. Bases 251 to 1033 code for a protein of 260 amino acids.